GGUUUUUUAACAAGCAGUAUCUUCUCUGUGUCCAGGCUAAGUUGAGCAGGCCUGAUUUGAAGGGAAUAACUGAGAUGAUACAAUCCAAGGCAAUAUUGUACCCAAGAAAAAGGAUAGGUGACCUUCCAGGUAUUGUCGUUGGACAUCGUUUUUUCUCAAGAGCUGAAAUGUGUGCUGUAGGCUUCCAUAACCAUUGGCUAAAUGGUAUCGAUUAUAUGGGACUUGAAUACAAAAAAGAGUAUAGCAAGUAUGAUUUUCCGCUUGCUGUUUCUAUCGUUUUGUCGGGCCAGUAUGAGGAUGAUCUAGACAAUGCAGAUACUGUGACUUACACUGGUCAGGGAGGGCAUAAUUUAACUGGUAAUAAACGACAGAUUAAGGAUCAACUGCUACUACGAGGAAAUCUGGCCUUAAAGAACUGCUGUGAACACCACGUGCCUGUCAGAGUAACUCGUGGUCAUGAUUGCAUAAGUAGCUAUACCAAAAGAGUAUACACUUAUGAUGGAUUGUAUGAGGUUGUAAAGUACUGGGCACAAAAGGGCGUUUCAGGAUUUACAGUGUAUAAGUACCAACUGAAAAGACUGGAGGGCCAACCAGAACUAACUACUGAUCAGGUUAACUUUGUUUGUGGACGCAUACCAAAGUCUACUUCAGAAAUUGAGGGCUUGGUAUGUGAGGACAUCUCUAAAGGGCUAGAAUUUAAGCGCAUUCCAGCCACUAAUCGCGUUGAUGAUUCACCAGUUUCACCAUCAGGUUUCACAUACAUCAAAUCUUUGAUGAUUGAGCCCAAUGUCAAAAUUCCUAAGAGUUCGACUGGGUGUAAUUGCCAAGGCAGCUGCACUGACUCAAAGAAAUGUGCGUGUGCUAAGCUUAAUGGUGGAAACUUUCCGUAUGUCGACCUUAAUGAUGGCAGAUUAAUUGAGUCUCGAGAUGUUGUAUUUGAAUGCGGCCCACACUGUGGGUGUGGACCUGCAUGUGUCAACCGAACUUCUCAGAAGCGAUUAAGAUUUCAUCUUGAGGUUUUCCGGUCUGCAAAGAAGGGUUGGGCAGUUAGAUCAUGGGACUACAUACCUGCUGGGUCACCCGUAUGUGAGUACAUAGGAGUUCUCAGGAGAACUGCUGAUGUCGAUACUAUUUCUGACAACGACUAUAUAUUCGAAAUUGACUGCCAACAGACAAUGCAAGGUCUUGAUGGAAGACAGAGAAGACUUAGGGAUGUAGCUUUGCCAACGAGAGUCAGUCAGAGCAGUGAGGAUGAAAAUGUACCAGAGUUCUGCAUUGAUGCUGGUUCAAAAGGGAACUUUGCUAGGUUUAUAAAUCACAGUUGUGAACCAAACCUAUUUGUUCAGUGCGUCCUGAGUUCUCACCAGGACCUAAGGCUUGCCCGUGUGGUUCUUUUUGCAGCUGACAACAUUCCCCCACUGCAGGAGCUGACUUACGACUAUGGAUAUACGCUUGAUAGUGUUCACGGGCCAGAUGGGAAUGUGAAGAAGCUCACUUGCUACUGUGGAGCGCUAAAUUGUAGAAAACGCCUUUACUAACAAGGCUAUUGGAUAAAACUCAUUUUUUGGUCACUCUAUUUUGGGGAGUACAUAUAAAUAGUAACUAUCUCCCAAGUGGAAAAGAACCCUUAUCAUCUUAUUGAAGGGGCUUUAGCAUUCUUCUGCAGCGUUACAAUUAGUGCUGCCUUUUGGGCAUUGUUGUUCCCUGAACCCUUUUAUUUUUAUAGGCAUCAUCGUAUUUAUCGGGUCGACAA
Messenger RNA from Capsella rubella, 1753 nucleotides. RefSeq names its product histone-lysine N-methyltransferase, H3 lysine-9 specific SUVH4. Lineage: Eukaryota; Viridiplantae; Streptophyta; Magnoliopsida; Brassicales; Brassicaceae. Bases 75 to 1538 code for a protein of 487 amino acids. The record is from RefSeq and is a predicted model, not a curated record. The transcript has 14 exons. Gene Ontology annotation, molecular function: histone methyltransferase activity; zinc ion binding; protein binding. Gene Ontology annotation, cellular component: nucleus.